Messenger RNA from Porites evermanni, 749 nucleotides. The record is from the annotation of a GenBank genome assembly. NCBI's taxonomy places the organism in Eukaryota, Metazoa, Cnidaria, Anthozoa, Scleractinia, Poritidae.
AUGCGCAGGAAACCGCUUCACAUUGCCCACCCGGGCAAGAGCGAUCGAAAAAGGCUCCGAAACGAUUGCUCCUCUUCCGAGGAAGAAGAGCCAAAGACAUCUCGCAAGGAUUCGGAAGACGCCAUACGCGCCUCCGAGGACGAGAUUCAGGACUUGCUUGUGAGCGAAAAUGGGGGAGCGCGAGCGCACAAACACCACACGACAAAGCAAAUGCUUCCAAAAGAGUUGAAUAGGAAAAGAAAAGGCCACCCAUCAACAAACAGUUCGCCGAAAUGGCCAACAAACGUUGGAGCAAGAAACUUGACCAAGAAGAGGUUUCGAAUCUCUUGGCGAGGUACGACCCCCCGGGAAACUGUGUAGAAAUAUCUGUCCCACGCGUUGACCCAGAAAUCUGGCAAUUCCUUAACGCGUUCAAAAGGAAAACCGACCUUCGGUUUGCAAAUAUACAGCAAGCCCUACAGAAUUCAAGUUUUGCCACUUUAAAAAACGCGGGAACACUUAUCAAAAUAUCUGACUUGAGUGCCCCAACAAGCAGAGUCGAUGUUGUGGCUUUAUUAGGUCACGCAGCAAGCGAAUUAUCUGUUUUGCGGCGGGAAAAACUCAAACCCUCCUUGAAGCCUGAAUUCCAUGCUCUAUGUUCUUCGGAGACGAUGUCCUCGCAGAAGCUGCCAAUCGUGAAAGACUUAGCGAAAAAAAAACCGCGAUGUCAAAGAAACCCAUCGUCUUGGAAACAAGGUAGGCUCCUCUAA